UCCAAAUUCGAGAGUUCACACGUACCUUUCAUCGAUAAAAGUGAAGCGACUGUUAAAAAAAUGAUCUCCCCAAGAAGUUGAAUCCACCAUUUCACACACCUCCGAGGUGCAAAGCCAAUCCUUUUAUAACUUGGGCAUUGUGGAGACACCAUGAGGAUCAUGGGAAUUGUAGUAUGAAAGUAGAUGCGCUUCCGAUCAAGGCACUUGAAGGAAAGUGCUCAAAAGUUUCGCUCAGAAAAGUAACCGGUUUAUGGUAAAGGGUGUAGCCUACAACAGAGAGAUCGUGGUUGACUUCCCGGACAGAAUGUCACAGAUGUCUUUACGUGAGCACAGUAGCGCCCCCUGCCUUCCGGUGACGGCAGUGGCCUGGACCUCCAACGCCAGCAGUUGCCCAAAUGAUUUGACUCUGGUCAAUACGACAGAGGAUGGAGCUACUGCUAAUUUUGGGCGUGGAUUUGGAAAGUCUGGGUAUUACCUGUGCUACAGCAUGAAAACGGGUGGAGGGAUGGUGGUGUCUGACAUGCAGGUGAUCUCUGAGAAGGAGUCCACCCCUCACGGCUACUGCUAUAUACCUGAGUACCUGGAAGCCAAGGCCUCAGUGUGGAGGAAGAAGCGUGUGUGUGUGCUUAUCGUACCACUGGGCACCGUGGAGACGGCUGUGCUGGACAUCAAACUGACCACCAAGAGCAGAGUGGUGCUGCCAUAUUACACCUGCCUGGGGGAGGUUCAUGGUUUUGUGAUAUGGUGCAAGAAGGGUGCGUUCUCAGGACCUCCACCUCAGAUCAAACCCCGCAGUGUCAGCCUGGACAUCCGGAAGCUCUCCCUUGAACAGCCUGAACCCCCAAAACACCCUCAAACCAGUAAUGACCCUUUUACACCAGGACUGGGGAAACUGAGCCAGCGUCGUGGCAACCUCCACAAAAAAGAUAAUCUGGAGAAUAUCUCUGAAAACAGCCUCAACAGUCCUUCAGCGAUGGAUGGGAUCCCGUUCGCUCUGCAUCCCAAGUUUGAGUCUCAGAACAUCAGCUCGGUGCCUUCAGACUCUCUGAUCUUAUGUAUAAAGUCAGUGCAAGAUAUCGAGAGCGAGUAUAACUACGCCUUUUCAGUGGAGGAAAAUGCUGCUAAACCAGACCCUCCCAGAACAUCCCUCGCCUCGUCCUCUGCCACACCCCCUGCACUCCCCGCUCGCCCAAAGUAAGUGGGUGUCUGGCUGGACCCUGGAUCAGUUUUUGGGACAGAGAGAGUACCUGGGACUGAAAAUCCAACUUCCCCCUAAGAACUCCAAGAACUUUGACCUCUCCUGAGCCUGGUGCUCACAUAUACACAGAGUACGCACACACACGCACACAUACACAUGCGCAAACACACACAUACACACACGUGCACAUGCACACACACACACACGCACAGCACACACACCCCACAUUUACAUUUACAAUACCAAAUUAGUGCAAUGGUCAGGAUGUCCCAAUAGCUUUCCUUACUGACAAGAUAUUAGCCACAAAUAAUAGCUUAUGCGGCAUUAUUCUUAUCCCAAUGAGAAUACAUAAAACAUGCAUUUGUGUUCCUGGGGAAAAUAGCCAGAUGUAUUAUACGAAAAAAGGUUAUUUGCAUGUGCUGUGAGUGAACAGUGCAUUGGAAAUUUUUCAUGGAACUUCUAUCUGAAUGAGACCAAUUGCUGCUAGUGACAAUACACAGAGAGAAGAUAAUUUGGAGUCUAGUCAGCCAACCCCCAGAUCUCUACCCCAAACACUACAUAUUUACCUGAGCCCUCAAACCUCCACCCCCUAACCCCACCCACACACCUGUCAUCAAAGCUUCAUCAAGAGAGAGGAUGUUGAGACCCACUGAAUGAAUAUAUAAAGGAGAUGCAUUACCAACAUUUUUAGACAUUAUUUGAAAAAGUAAAUAAAUAAAAUAAAUAAAAACAUUUUAUUGAAUGCCAUACCUGUGUUAGUUCUGCAGAUGCAGACUGGGGCUCAAGAAUCCUGACUGGGUUCUAGAGUUGUGAGUCUUCACCCAAAGGAAUAUUCCUUUGCUAAUAUUUAUUUUGUUAAUAAAAUAUUCUACAUAAUGGGAACAACA
Messenger RNA from Anguilla anguilla (European eel), 2085 nucleotides. Its product is annotated as multivesicular body subunit 12A-like. Gene Ontology annotation, biological process: virus maturation; regulation of epidermal growth factor receptor signaling pathway; endosome to lysosome transport via multivesicular body sorting pathway. Bases 251 to 1198 code for a protein of 315 amino acids. Lineage: Eukaryota; Metazoa; Chordata; Actinopteri; Anguilliformes; Anguillidae. The transcript has 10 exons. The record is from RefSeq and is a predicted model, not a curated record. Gene Ontology annotation, cellular component: ESCRT I complex; cytosol.